AUGCUGUCCUGCCGUCUCCAUUGCGCCCUAGCCCUGCUCUCCGUCGCCUUGGCGGUGAGUAGCGUCUCCGCGGCGCCCUCGGACCCGAGACUCCGGCAGUUCCUGCAGAAGUCACUGGCUGCGGCAGCGGGCAAACAGGAACUGGCGAAGUACUUUUUGGCAGAAUUGCUCUCAGAACCCAACCAGCCGGACAAUGAAGCCCUGGAGCCCGAGGACCUGUCCCGAGGUGCAGAGCAGGAUGAAGUGAGGCUGGAGUUGGAGCGAUCGGCUAACCCCAACCCCGCCUUGGCGCCCCGAGAACGCAAAGCCGGCUGCAAGAAUUUCUUCUGGAAAACAUUCACCUCCUGUUAG
Molecule: messenger RNA, 351 nt
Organism: Emys orbicularis (European pond turtle)
Lineage: Eukaryota; Metazoa; Chordata; Testudines; Emydidae
Gene: SST
Product: somatostatin
Exons: 2
Coding region: 1-351 (116 amino acids)
Biological process (GO): regulation of cell migration
Cellular component (GO): extracellular region
Molecular function (GO): hormone activity
Source: RefSeq, a predicted model, not a curated record